AUGGAGUUGCUGCAGAUCCUCAUCAUGUUCAUCUUGCGGUCUCCCACCCGACGCAUCACGAGAAAUUACAAGGAUAAUGCCACUAAGUUGUGCCGCAAUGGAACAGGUCAGUGGAAUCAACACAUUCAACAACACACACAGGUUUUUGUCACAGCACUUUUCACUGUGGGGGGCAGCAAGAUCUUUGGCUCAGGCACCAGACUGUAUGUAACAGGUCGUCCAGUUGUGCCGCCCAAAGUGAGCAUCUACCCAGCGACCAGAGCCGACCUGAAGGGGAAGAGCUCCCUGCUGUGUCUGGCCACAUCCAUGUUUCCUCCUCAGGUCCAGUUCUCCUGGAGGACACAGGAGAACAACGGGCCGACUUCUGAGGGAGAGCGAGUGGAGCUCAGAGAGGAAGAGCACGCCGCCGCCAUCGUGCUGAUCGAUCAGCAAGAGCUCAUCACGUAUCAAUACAUCUGCUCCGUCAAACACCAAGGGGGCACGGUGGAGGCCCUGAUAAAAGGAGUGUCCUUCCAGUUCCAGUGCAGGGUGAAGCUGCUCUCUCUGGUUUCCACAGUGAUGAUAGUGAAGAGCAUGGUGUACUGCUGUGGACUCUCUCUCCUGAUCAUCCACAGAAACAAGGGACCUGCUGACUGACUGUCCUGCAGCGCCACCUGAUGAUGUCAUCACCGACUGUCCUGCAGCACCUCUUGAUGAUGUCAUCACUGCCCUCCUCUUCCUGCGGUCUGUCAUGGAGCUCCUCGUCUCUCCAAAUGCUUCUGUGGUCUUGCUGCUGCUUGUUCUAAAGGUUCCAACAGAGAACAAACAGGAAACUCCUGGUGUCAAAGGCUCUGAAUCAGCGCUGCUCUUUAUGUCCUUCAGUUUUGGUGACGCUGUGUUUCUGUUGUGUUUGCUUUGUUGGGAACUGAUUCAAAGAGCAGUUUUCAUCCAUCAGAUGUAAAAUCAGUCAGUCUGCCUCAUAGCUCAGUUCACCUGUAUGAAACAGGCAGAAAUCAUAACAACUUCAUGUCAUGUUUUCCUUCUUUGUCCAGGUUGUGAGUUUGACAGUGAACAUGUUUGAUGUGUGGACAUGCAGAAUGGAUUUUAGAAGCACAGCUCUGUCUGUUUUCACCAAGAAAUCUCAUCCAUUAAAACAGUUCCUGCACAGAA
Messenger RNA from Myripristis murdjan (pinecone soldierfish), 1149 nucleotides. RefSeq lists its product as uncharacterized. NCBI's taxonomy places the organism in Eukaryota, Metazoa, Chordata, Actinopteri, Holocentriformes, Holocentridae. The record is from RefSeq and is a predicted model, not a curated record. The transcript has 5 exons. The coding region runs from base 1 to 636 and encodes 211 amino acids.